This is a messenger RNA of Amphibalanus amphitrite, 2673 nucleotides long. RefSeq names its product pachytene checkpoint protein 2 homolog. Gene Ontology annotation, biological process: reciprocal meiotic recombination; meiotic recombination checkpoint signaling. Lineage: Eukaryota; Metazoa; Arthropoda; Thecostraca; Balanomorpha; Balanidae. The transcript has 2 exons. The record is from RefSeq and is a predicted model, not a curated record. Gene Ontology annotation, cellular component: chromosome; nucleus. Bases 232 to 1635 code for a protein of 467 amino acids. Gene Ontology annotation, molecular function: ATP hydrolysis activity; ATP binding.
CAGAUAAUUAGUGACGCAGGGCGCUAAAACGCGACAUUUUUGAAAACGCUGAGUUUUUAUGUUAUUAUUUCUAAACUUUGUAAGCAAAGUGAAGCAUUUUGUGGGUACCGUGAUAGAGUUUAUGCUUCUCGGUAAGCAGCUUCAAUAGCUGGACUGGCUGUACGGUGGAAGAAAACUGGCAAGGCCCUAUAUACCUAUAUAGAAAACUGGUUUACUAGAGCGGCUCAAGGAAUGGACUGCAUGGACAGCACUCCUGCUGUGAACGGUAAAAUGAACGGGGACGCGUCCGCGGGCCCGCGGGCUCGGCCGGCCGGGGACGCGCCUCCCAGCCGCGCGGGCGGAGACGCCGACACCCACCCGGCCCCGCCCCCGCCCCCGCCCGCCCAGCCGCCGGCGCCGCCCAUACUGGACGUGGAGAUUGUGCUGAAGCUCGGCUGCGCCACCGACCGGGCGCGCAUCUGCAAGCACGCGCGUGAGUUUCUGACGUCGCUGCGCACGGUGACCACGUGUACCACCUACAUGAGUCUGGGCGAGAAGCUGAGCGCCAGCGCGGCCGAGUUGGCCGUGUUCGACCGCACAGGGUCGCAGGAGAGCCGCUGCUACACGGUGUCCGAGUGCCAGCUGGUGUGCCACCCGCACCGGCUGGAGGAGUCCGGCCCGGAGGUCGAGGAGGUGGAGGACGAGGCCGGAGACAUGCCGGCCGCCACCCAGUGGAUCCUGCCCAGCCGAGACUUCCACGGACUCUGGGACUCGCUCAUCUACGAGACCAACAUCAAACAGCAGCUGCUCAACUUCGUGUCCACCACGCUACUCUUCUCCGACAAGGGAGUCAACGGCAACGUGAUCUCGUGGAACCGCGUGGUGCUGCUGCACGGGCCGCCCGGCACCGGCAAGACCUCGCUGUGUAAGGCGCUGGCGCAGAAGCUGGCCAUCCGAAUGUCGGACCGCUACGCGUACGGUCAGCUGAUCGAGAUCAACAGUCACAGUCUGUUCUCCAAGUGGUUCUCCGAGAGCGGGAAGCUGGUGCAGAAGAUGUUCACCAAGAUCCAGGAGCUGAUCGACGACCCGAAGGCGCUGGUGUGCGUGCUGAUUGACGAGGUGGAGUCUUUGACGGCGGCGCGCCGCGCCUCCUCCUCCAGCGCCGAGCCGAGCGACGCCAUCCGCGUGGUCAACGCGCUGCUCACACAGAUCGACCAGAUCAAACGCUUCCCGAACGUGCUCAUCCUGACGACGUCCAACAUCACGGGCGCCAUCGACCUGGCCUUCGUCGACCGCGCCGACAUCAAGCAGUUCAUCGACCUGCCCUCGCCGGCGGCCAUCUACAAGAUCUACCGCUCCUGCGUGGAGGAGCUGGUCCGCACGCGCAUCAUCUCCUCGGCCGAGAAGCUGUUCAGUCUGCACAACCUGGAGCUGACGCAGUACGUGGGUAACGCGGCCACGCAGAGCAGCCUGCGCCUGUGGCAGAUCGCGCAGGCCAGCCGCGGCCUCAGCGGGCGCACGCUGCGCAAGCUGCCGUUCCUGGCGCACGCGCUGUUCAUCACCACACCGUCGGCCACCAUGUGCGAGUUUCUGUCGGCGCUGGAGGCGGCCGUGACCAAACAGUUCCAGGACAGGACUGAGCUCAGCAACAGCUGAACGGACACUAAUGUGUUCAGUGGCGUGCCGGGGUGUGCGGCGUCCACGGUCGCUGCUGCAGCGGGCGCGGGCCCACACUCUGUGAGGACGCCUAACGACCGUCCGACGAGAGAGGUAGGUGACAGUGAGUGGUAUGUCCAGCACUAUGCCUGGUGGCUGGUGCUGCGUGUGAACCGGGGGGGGGGGGGGCUGUGUAGCAGUGUGUCUAGAGCUCAGUGCGCUCGCUGCUGUAUGCGGACAGGAGAGGGAUGUCAGUGACUGGUGUGGUGAGGUGUGCAGCAGUGCACUGGGUGCUGUAUGCGGACGGGAGAGGGAUGUCAGUGACUGGUGUGGUGAGGUGUGCAGCAGUGCGCUGGGUGCUGUAUGCAGACUGAGGGGUGAGGGUUGUCAGUGGACAGGGUUCGGCGUGGUGAGGUGUGCGGCACUCUGUUAGGGGCUCUAUGCGGACAGGGGGGGGGGGAUGAAUGUCAGUGGACAUUGAUGUGUAUUUGGCAAUGCGUUCCGCGCCAACCAACAGCCGGUGAACGGUGGUGUCAGGUGACUGAAUGUGUUGCCUCCAGUCACAUUCAAAACCUAGCCAACUCACGGGUGUUAGCGAUAUACAUAUGUGGUUUAACUAGAGUUGUUACCUAACCAAGUGCUUUUGCCUGCAUAAUGCAUAUACCUCACAAAUUAGUCGCCUGCUGCGAUGUUGUCAGCUCGUCAUAACUGACUUUGUGAUGGGCGCUAAAUUUGAUCUCUUGUAUGGGGCCAAACUAGAUGUAUCAUGAGCAAAUUAGGAGGUAAUAUUUUUGAUACCAACACUGCCAAUCGUGGCCCAUCUGUAAACUCUGCUGUGCGCUGCACAGCUACGCGCACUCGAGUUAAAUUUCUGCAUAAUGUGAAGUCAUGAAGGGGCGUUAGUACAUGUGGUAGUAGGCCAAACCCGCAACGAGUUAGUACUUAACUUAAUUGUGAAUGCGGAAACGUUGAAGAUCCGAUGCGAUGGUCUAUUGAAUGGAUUGUUCGUUUGGUUGAAGCAAUACAUUAUUGCAGUUA